AUGGCUCCUCCUCCUCCUUCUUCUUCUCUCCCCAUUUCCACUCUCCUCACCAUCCUCUGUAUAUGUAUCUCUAUCCCUUCAUCUUCUUCACAUUCCACCCUUACACUUUCUCUCACACACCACAUUACACCAAAAACCAACAACCAAUCCUCGCAUCUAAAGCACACCAUAAACUCCCUCGCAUCUUCUUCAAUAACCAGAGCCCACUAUCUCAAAAACCCCAACAACACCACCUCUUCUUCAUCCACUCAAAUUCCUCUCUUUCCUCGCAGCUAUGGCGCAUACUCUAUUUCUCUCAGCUUCGGAUCACCCCCUCAAAAACUACCCUUCUUAAUGGACACCGGAAGCAGCCUCGUAUGGUCUCCAUGUACUAAUAACUACAAAUGUUACGACUGUAGAUUUUCAGAUGUUAACCAAACCAACACCCCGAAGUUCAUCCCGAAUCGUUCUUCAUCUGCUAAGAUGAUCGGGUGUAACAGCAAGGAAUGCGGGUGGGUUUCCGGGUCGAGUCAGCAGACUUCAUGUAACGGAAACGAGAGUUGCCCGGCUUACACGAUUCAAUACGGGUCCGGGUCAACUUCGGGGUUCCUUAUCUCGGAUACGCUCGAUUUCCCCGAAGGUGAUGUGAGUGAUUUCGCUGUCGGAUGCUCCAUUGUAUCGACCCGACAACCAUCUGGUAUUGCCGGGUUUGGGCGUGGGUCUUCUUCUUUACCCAAUCAGAUGGGUGUGACAAAGUUUUCGUAUUGUUUAGUCUCUCACCGUUUUGACGACGCUCCGGUGAGCAGCGAGCUUGUUCUUGUUCGGAAUUCUACAAAUUCUACAAAUUCCACCGCCGGAGAUUCGGAAAUGAGCUACACCAAUUUUCAGAAGAACCCAAUGAAUUCCUCGGAGGCUUUUCAGGAAUAUUACUACGUAAACCUCCGGGAAAUCACCAUCGGAGGUAAAUCCGUGAAUAUCUCAAAUGAGUAUCUGGUGCCGGGAGCCGACGGCAACGGCGGAGCAAUCAUCGAUUCCGGCACAACGUUCACGGUGAUGGACAAUGUCCCUUACGAUUUGGUGGCGAGAGAGUUUGAGAAUCAAAUGUCGGAGUAUAAGAGAGCUGUUGAUGUGGAAUCGGAAACUGGGUUACGUCCGUGUUUUGACGUCGCCGGAAAAUCUGCAGAGUUACCGGAGUUUACAUUUCAUUUCGUAGGCGGCGCGAAAUUAUCUCUGCCGGUGGCGGAUUACUUCUCGUUCGUCGGCGAUGAUGGCGAUGAUGGCGUGUUGUGUAUGACGAUUGUUUCAAGUAAUUUGAUCGGGUCGAAUUCGAGUAUUGGGCCAUCGAUAAUUAUUGGAAACUACCAACAACAGGAUAUAUACUUCGAAUAUGAUUUGGAAAAUGGAGUACUUGGAUUCAGGAAACAGAUUUGUAAGUAA
This is a messenger RNA of Lactuca saligna, 1416 nucleotides long. NCBI's taxonomy places the organism in Eukaryota, Viridiplantae, Streptophyta, Magnoliopsida, Asterales, Asteraceae. The record is from the annotation of a GenBank genome assembly.